Molecule: messenger RNA, 3984 nt
Organism: Ochotona curzoniae (black-lipped pika)
Lineage: Eukaryota; Metazoa; Chordata; Mammalia; Lagomorpha; Ochotonidae
Gene: CAST
Product: calpastatin
Exons: 32
Coding region: 445-2826 (793 amino acids)
Cellular component (GO): cytoplasm
Molecular function (GO): calcium-dependent cysteine-type endopeptidase inhibitor activity
Source: RefSeq, a predicted model, not a curated record
ACUAGUGCAGAUUAUAGAAAAGAACAGAACUGGCGAGAUUCCCCGGAAGGGUCAAGGCGCAGGGUGGACCACGCCCGGGGAACCGUGAUCCUGUGCCACAAGCGCAGAGCACGCCCGGCGGGGUGUGGUUGGGGGGAACCCGUAGUCCCCAGCACCCUCCACCACCAGAUCCCUGCUGGUCGGCUGAAAAGAGGGGGCGAGUUGCUAGGCGAAGUGUCUUGGAGCUGCGAGCCUGGACAGUUGCGGCUGGGGCCCCCAGCCCGCACGGUGCAGGAAGGGGAGGUUCCCAAGCAGGGCGAAGGGGGGCCCGGAGCGGCUCGGGGCUGGGUAGGAAAAGCUGCCUCACGGCCGCGCCCUCAGCCGCUCGCCCAGCCCUCGGCGCUCCCAGCCCGCCCUCGGCCAGUCUCUGCCAAGCCUUCCCGGAGGCAACGCCGCAGCUUCGCCAUGUCCCAGCCGGGCCAAAAGCCUGAUGCCUCUCCGAGACCCCGGCGUGCCAGGCACACCCAGGAGCAUGUUAAUGAGAAAGCCAGUGGAUCGUCUUCUAAAUCAGGAGAGAAGAAAGGAUCCGAUGAGAAAAAAGCAGCCAGCCUUGGGAGUGGUGAACCUUCUAGAAGCCAUGUUGAUGGAGCAGCUGCCGUGACCAAGGUGUCAUCUUCCCCUGGUGCAGCCAGCAAGCCCGCCAGCAUGAAUCCCACGGGAGCCAAGGCUGUUCCAACCCACAAACAGGUGGAAGGACCGCAUCCUCCUGACAAGAAGAGACACAGAAGACAGACUGCAAAAACAGAGAAGUCGCAACCAACCCAGACGACAGAGGGUCCCGAGAAAAAGCCCCGAGAAGCUGAGCCGAAGGAACACCCCGAGCCAAAAAGCUCUUCUAGACACACGUCCGAGCGAGGAAGCAAGGAUGGUCCUAAGGAGAAGACGGCUGCAGAACCGAAGGAGCCAUCUACACCAGAGAAAGCAGCAGAGCCAAAGACUAAACCACAGGACACAAUAUCUGCUGGCGAGAAGAGCGUUGUUGCUGGGAUAACCACGACGCCUGGAAAACCAGAUGACCAGAAGAAGCAAAAGAAACCAUUGGCGGCCGCUGCACCAGCCGAACCAAAGCCGGAUAAGCCGUCCGGAAAGUCAGACAUGGAUGCUGCUUUGGAUGACCUAAUAGACACGUUGGGAGAUCCUGGCGAGACAAAUGAAGAUACUACGCCGUACACAGGACCAGAAAUCUCAGACCCCAUGAUUUCCACCUAUCUAGAAGAACUGGGUAAAAGAGAAGUUACAAUUCCUCCGAAAUACAGAGAGCUUCUGGCCAAAAAAGCAGGGAUCGCGGUGCCUCCACCAGACUCUUCGGAGUCCAUGGGACCCGACGAUGCCAUCGACGCCCUGUCGUCCGACUUCACCUGCCCUUCUCCCACUGCCGGCGCGAAGGAAGCCAAGAAAGAGAAAUCUGAAGGAGAGGUUUUAAAAGCCGAAUCAGCCAAAGUAAUAAAAAGUCCAGCCCCACCCCAAGAGAAGAAAAGAAAAGUGGAGGAGGAUGCCAUGAGCGACCAAGCACUGGAGGCCCUGUCGGCUUCGCUGGGCACCCGGAUACCAGAACCUGAGCUUGACCUCAGCUCCAUUAAGGAAGUGGCCGAGUCGAAAGCUGAAGAAGAGAAAGUCGAGAAGUGCGGUGAGGAUGACGAGACUGUGCCGGCCGAGUACAGACUGAAGCCAGCCACGGAUAAAGAUGGGAAGCCACUGUUACCAGAGCCUGAAGAGAAACCAAAGGCACGGAGUGAGUCGGAGCUCAUUGAUGAGCUGUCCGAAGGAUUCAGCCGCACGGAAUGGAAAGACAAACAGUCGAAGCCAGCUGAAAGCACAGAGGAAUCCAAGGAGGCCGCUACAUCCGCUCCAGUGACGGAAGCCGUGGGCCGGACCUCCAUGUGCAGCGUGCAGUCAGCGCCCGCCAAGCCUGCCUCCCAGAAGGGCCGAGUGCCAGAUGACGCCGUGGACACCCUGGCCAGCAGCCUGGGAAGGAAGGAAGCUGACCCAGAGGAUGGAAAACCUGUGGCAGAUCAAACCAAGGAGAAAGCCAAGGAAAAAGACCGAGAAAAGCUUGGAGAGAAGGAAGAAACGAUUCCCCCCGAUUAUAGAUUGGAAGAGGUUAAGGAUAAAGAUGGAAAAUCACUCCCACCAGCAGAGCCCAAGGCAGAGUUUCCAGCCAUGACCGAGGACGAUCUGCUGGAUGCCUUGUCUGAGGACUUCGGGAGUUCCUCGAAAGCAUCACCCCUUAAAUUCGACGAUGCCAAACUUGCCGCUGCUGUCUCUGAAGUGGUCUCCCACACGCCAGCGCCUGUCACCCACACUGCAGUCCCGCCCUCUCACGCACAGCCUAGUGACAAAGAACUUGACGAUGCUUUGGACAAACUUUCUGACAGUCUUGGGCAAAGGCAGCCUGAUCCAGAUGAAAACAAACCAAUAGAGGAUAAAGUGAAGGAGAGAGCCAAAAAGGAGCACAGAGACAAGCUUGGGGAGAGAGAUGACACCAUCCCCCCCGAGUACAGACACCUGCUGGACCAAGGUGACAAGGACAAACCGGAGAAGCCAACCUCAAAGAAAUCAAAGGAAAUGAAGAAGCCUGCAGGUGAACAGGACCCCAUUGAUGCCCUCUCCUCAGACCUGGACAGCUGCCCUUCAGCCACAGAGACCUCACAGGACGCCAAGAAGGAUAAGAGCAAGAAGACAGCGUCUAGUAACAAAGCGGCCAAACAUGCAGACAAAGCAAAGGAUUCCACAAAGACGACAGAGGAAACCUCUAAGCCAAAAAAGAAUGAAAAAACUACGAGUUAAAAGUUUACAUGGUUUGGCACCUCAAAUCUUCAACUGGUGGAUGGUGACUUUUGAAGAAUAAAGGCUUUUGCAACAGAAACGUUUUUCUGGGUAGCUUCUCAACAGUGGUAUUGAGCCUCGUCAUCCUAUGCAUUGGUUUGUUGCGCAUUUCCGGACGGGAAAAGGAACUUGAUUCCCUGCGUAGCUGUACUGGGUACUGACACUUGUUGAACGUUGUUAGAUAGCCUUUAGUUGUGACAGAAAGGAAGCUUCAUAUUUUUAAGUAUUGGAUAAGCAAUGCCAAAAAAACUUGCAAACUUUUGCACAUUCUACACCCAGUGCCUAUAAAUCUCAUUAGCAUUUUCCAUUUGCACUUUUUUUUAGCAUUUGCACAACAAUGUUUUUAACAGUCUUCCAUGUUCUGCUAUUGGGAUUCUUGAACUGCAAUAGCUAUUUUUUGGGGGGUUAAUGUACAGUAGUCUGGGCUCUGAUCUCCUCUUGGGGGACUGACAUAUAAGCUGGACAAAACCAGAGGCACCACACUCCUUUGCAUUUGAUCUCUGCCUUGCCUGGACUGCACCAGUUAGUGUACAAAGUGAGACUUUGUCAUCAGGAAAGGGCAAAAAUGCAGGCUUUGGAAUUACCCCACACCAGAGCGAACUCAGACUCCUGCCAUGGCACCGCAGGGUAGCCACUGCCCUGGUUGUCUCUGCACUGUCUAGCAUUGGACUUCAGGAGUUCCCUUUACCUAAUGCAACCUGCACCUUGAAAGACACAUACCUGAAGGACAUCUGCUUUCCUGACCCACCGACGUAAGAACCGGGUACUGAUAUCCUAUGAACGUCGAGAGUUUAAGAUCUUAGCAUUGCACUGAUGUCAUUGCUGUCUAUCUUCAGGUGCUGAGCGUAGGCAGCGAUGUCCCGAUACGAGCUGGAAUUGACAGCUCAGCCUGUCUUGGCUUGAAGCUCUUGUAAAACGACAUUUCGUAAAGUUAGUACCAGCCAAUUCUUAGAGGACACAGAGCAAGGUACUGCUUGUAUGUAUCAAAUAGACUCCUGAAAAAUCAAGCGGCUCUGGAAUUUCAAACUCUGCCUUCUUAGUGUCUUAAAUGGGACAAAGCAUAAGAAACUUUCCUCAAAGAUUUUACAAUGUGCCUUUCUCCCAUUUGGACAGAUGUUU